Molecule: messenger RNA, 613 nt
Organism: Culex pipiens pallens (northern house mosquito)
Lineage: Eukaryota; Metazoa; Arthropoda; Insecta; Diptera; Culicidae
Exons: 2
Coding region: 242-583 (113 amino acids)
Source: RefSeq, a predicted model, not a curated record
ACUGUGACUCUUUUGGAACAAGCCUACCGUUUUUAUAGGCCAACAAAUUUGUGUCCUGAUGUGGUAGAGUUUGGAACAAUCGUUUUUGGCAAAGGAUGUGAUUUAUGAAUCAUCAAGGAAAUGGAAGUUCAAUUUCAAAAUUCAAUCAUCGAUUGAAAUCGUAUAAAUGAAGAGCAAAACUGGUCGUUGACAUCAUUCGCUUGCUAUAGUCACUUAGUGAAGAACAUCAGCAACUUCAAAAAUGAAGAUCUUCAUCGCCCUUUUCGCCGUUGCUCUGGCCGUUGUCGCCGCUGAGCCAUCGUACGUGACCUCGGUGCUUCCCCAAGCGGUUCCAGUUCCGGUGAGCACCUCGGUGUGGCCACCCUAUGGAGUGUACGGAAAGGGACUGGCUCAGCGUUAUGCACCGGUGGCCAGCUAUCCAGGUUACUCUGCAGGAGUGUACGGCGGUCUGCCAGUCUACGAGAACGCUUGGGGAUACUCGGCACCGGUUGUGGGCGCUUACGGAAACGCCAAGCUCAUCGAUAAUGGACUGUGGAACUACGGUGGAUACGGUUAUGGACACACCAACAAGUACUGGCUGUAAAUUUGAGGAAUAAAUUGCAUGACUACAAAA